UUCGUGGAGCACUGGGAGGAGAGGGGGUUUGGUGUGGAAGCAGCAGAAAUGGCCAGCAAAGUGUCAAAUCUGUUAUACUGGCGAGAUGUGGGGACCACCGGGCUGGUGUUUACAGGUUUGGUUGUGGGUUUGGCUUGUUUAUUCCAGCUCAGUGCCAUCACGAUCUUGUCCAACCUCGGUUUAGGCUUCAUGGCCUUCACUCUCCCUGUAUGCCUGCUCUACAAAGCCAUGAUGCUUGUCCGCCUCUGUGAUGGAUCUCAUCCUUUUCAGUCAUAUUUGGAUGAGGACCGUACACUGACAGAUGAGGACACAGUUUGCAUAGCGGAACAAAUCGUUCUGCUGAUUGCUAUGGCUGUCACCGAGUUGAAGAGGCUGUUCUUCAUCGAUAGCAUCAUGGACUCAGUGAAGUUUGUUGUGUUCCUGUAUUUGUUGAGCUAUGUGGGGGUCCAAGCCAAUGGUCUCACGCUGUUGAUGAGCGGUGUGAUAUGUGCCUUCUCUCUGCCACUGUUUUACAGACUUCAACAGGAAAGGAUCGACAAGAUUGCCAAAGCAAUCAAAAAACUUGUAGAAAAAGUCACCGAAAUAGUUGAUCUUGUGAUUUCACUGGCCAAACCUCCACCAGCCCCAGCCCCAGCCCCAGCCCCUUCCCCUGCCCCCACAGCAAAACAUAAACAGAAGACUAAAUGAGGAAGAGAGAGAGAGAGAGAGAGAGAGAGAGAUGGGGGCGAGGAGCAGAAAUGUUGAGUACAUUGAACAAACAAAGUCUUAUGCUGCAGCUGUAGCCCUGCGAGUUCAGCAGGGUCGUGGGUUUGGGGGUUAUGAUCGAGCGUUAUGUUUUACAUUACGUUUCUUACAGUGCUAGGAGAUUCUUCAAUAGGUCUUCUGAAAAGAAUUAAACAACAGACAGAAAAGUCCAGAUAUAUGUCUAAUGUAUUCGUUUAACU
Molecule: messenger RNA, 944 nt
Organism: Carassius carassius (crucian carp)
Lineage: Eukaryota; Metazoa; Chordata; Actinopteri; Cypriniformes; Cyprinidae
Gene: rtn2b
Product: reticulon 2b
Exons: 8
Coding region: 49-687 (212 amino acids)
Source: RefSeq, a predicted model, not a curated record